This is a messenger RNA of Salpingoeca rosetta, 2177 nucleotides long. RefSeq lists its product as uncharacterized. The transcript is spliced from 12 exons. Gene Ontology annotation, molecular function: glycerophospholipase activity. The record is from RefSeq and is a predicted model, not a curated record. Gene Ontology annotation, biological process: phospholipid catabolic process. Gene Ontology annotation, cellular component: extracellular region. Bases 112 to 1848 code for a protein of 578 amino acids. NCBI's taxonomy places the organism in Eukaryota, Choanoflagellata, Craspedida, Salpingoecidae.
UUCAUCUUUGCCUUUCCUUGCUUGCUUGUCAAGUUUGCCUUUGCGUACAAAGGCAAAUCUGCCUUUCUUCUUUCCUCCAACAACCAAUACACAACAAACAGCAACAACAGGAUGAUGCUUGCUGCGCUUGUGCUUGUGUGGUGUUUGGCCACAAGUGGUGUGGCGCAUGCUGCUGCUGCUGCCGCUGGCACACAGUAUUUCUCCACGACUGUGGAGCAAGGUGGCGCCUUUCACGUGAGCGUGCUCUCCACGGUUCCCUCAGACAUGCCAUGGGGCCCCAACGAGGCUGUGCGCACCUCAUACACCCCUUCCUACCUCCAAGACGGCUGGGACCGCCUGAACAUUGCCACGAACCCUGCCAUGGACGAUCUUGUUGCCGCCCAAGCUGCAGGUUACACGGAGGGCAAGCUCACGGCCGGCAGCAUCUACAACCACGCUGUGAACACUGGCGUGUACGGGACCAAGCUCAACAAGAACCUCACCGAUUUCAUCAACACCAACCAGGCCUUUAUGCUGGACAAGAUCAAGGCCGCCAAGUCGUUGGACCCGAGCAGCGAUGAGGCCAUCUACUGGCGCCACGUCGACAUUGUCAACGCACAGCUGCUCGGCGUCUGCGAAGGCUACCACUCAACCGCCACAGGUGCGGACCACCCCAUGCCGUGCCUCGACUUUCUCCGCCUCAACCUCGAUGGCGAUAUGGAGGACCUGGAGGGCGUCUACGGCGAGCAACCAAGGACGCGGGAGGAGAUGGCCUUGAGCGCAUCCCACUGCUCCGCCCUCAUUAAGCUCCUCCCAGGCAACACAGACCUCUACAUCGCCCAGGACACGUGGUCGUCGUUCAACAGCAUGACGCGCAUCAUGAAGCGGUACGACUUUCCCUUCACCACGGGCGGUCAGGGCCACUCGCGCGUGCCGGGCAGCGCCGUCGCCUUCUCCUCAUAUCCGGGGGUGCUCUUCAGCGGCGACGAUUUCUACCUCAUCAACUCGGGCCUCGCCGUCAUGGAGACAACCAUCGGCAACAGCAACCCUGCCCUGAACAAGUACAUUGUGCCGCAGACGGUGUUGGAGUGGCUGCGCAACAUUGUCGCCAACCGCCUCGCACACGACGGCCCAUCGUGGGACAAGGUCUACCGCAAGUACAACUCUGGAACCUACAACAACCAGAACUUUGUGCUGAACUACAACUUGUUCACGCCCGGCAAGAAGCUGCAGCCCAACACCCUCUACAUGGUUGAACAGAUCCCAGGCACUGUGGUUGCAACGGAUGUGACGUCCAAGCUGCAGGAGGACCUCUACUUUGGAUCAUACAACACCGCGUACGACCCCGAAAUCCGCAAGCUGUCUGGCGCGGACGAGAACGUGGAGCUGUACGGCAGCUGGUUCACGUACAACAUGACGGCACGCGCGCGCAUCUUCCGCCGCAACCACACGCACGUGGUGGACAUGCCCACGAUGCAGGCCCUCAUGCGCUACAACAACUACAAGCACGACCCGCUCUCCUCGCAGAUGGACACGUGCCACUACCGCGGCAUGAGCAACUGCACGCCACCGUACACAACCGAGAACACCAUCGCCUGCCGUGGCGACCUCAACCCCAAGGACGGCGUGUGGGGCCUGUCUGCCUUUGGUCUGCGCAACCACGUGGCCACAGACUCCAAGAUCUCCUCCUUCUCCACCUUCAACGCCACGUCGCUGCCCAUCCGCGCCGUGAGCGGGCCACCGUCUGACCAGGUGCCCGUGUUCCAGUGGAGCACUUCCCCGUUUAGCGAUACACCGCACCACGGCAUGCCGGACGCGUGGACCUUCCCCUGGGUCACCAUCGGCUGGUCGACGCCGCUGUCCCCCUAAAGUGCCGUUGCUUGCAAGCACUGGGAUCUGCAUGUGGACGAUGGUCACUGAGACCUCACAUCACCAGAUUGUGUACUUGGCCUUUGCUGUUGUUUCCUGCGAUGCGUUUGUUCGUUUGUUUGUUUGUUGUGUUUGUUGUGACGUGGUUAUUCGUGUUGGCGUUUGCUGCUGGCUGUGAAAUGUUCGCUUGCUGCUGACGCAUUUGCUACGUGCUGCGCCCACUGUUGUGCGACCUGUUGAUCACGUGUUUGCCCCCGUGUUCUUUGACGCCCCACAGCGUCAAGUAAAUUCCCAGAGCGCAACAGAGGCAACAACAAGCAAGCACAAGC